CGUUACAUUCGCUUCUUAGUGGCAUGUCUAUUCUCCCUUCAAACAUUCUUCAUUUUUGUAGUACUUUAUAGUACUUUGCAGAACAAUAGAGCCGAAAUGUUUAGAGUUGUUGUCGAAGUUGUGAAAUUCACGGCCUUUGUUGUUGCUGGCUGCAAAUUGCUGUUGUUAAAACUCCAUCGGAAAUCGAUUACCAGUAUCAGGAGUUACAUUAAUGAUGCGCGUAUGAUCACCAUUGAUGACAGCUAUGAUUUGCUUGAACUGAGCAAGUUCAAGCAUCGAUCUAUGACAAUGAUACGUGGCAUUUAUGGCUUAAUCGUGAUCGAUACGGUUCUACUUUUUAUACCAAACGACACCACAGAAAUGGCUUUUGAUAGGCGAUCUGAUACACUGCCUUUCAUGUCACUUGAGCGUAAUAUUUACCGGUUACUCUUCUUAACACUUCUGCCAGUGGGAUUCUUGCCGAAAUUUUUCAGCAGCAUGGCGACCAUUGGAUCUCUUUUGUUAGGAAUGGAAGCCAACUUUAAAAUUUUAGCCAACCGCUUUCGUUCGAUUUUGAGUCAACCGUUUGUUAUCAAUGGAACUGACUGGGAAAAAAUGAAUAGUGAAUUGAGGGAUACUCUGAAACAGCAUCUGGAAUUUUGGUGCCACUUUAAAGCCUUGAAGAAAUUGGUCGGAGAAACAUUCUUUCUUGUUCAUUAUUUUUCAAUCAUGAGCAUCGGGGCUCUGUGCUAUAUUUGUCAAGCCAUUGGAGUGAACUUUUUGUCAUUUGUCGUUAUGGCAACACUGGCAAUGUUUCUUAUGGAAUACUACAUGUUUUGCCAUUUUGUUGAUUCUUUUCAAGAUGUUGCUAACUGUAUUGGCGAGCAUAUUUUCCAGAUUGCUAUUCUUAUGCCCCACAACCGGAAGAACCACUCACAUUACAUUGGUUUCCGAACAGCGUUGAUGAUAAUCUGGAUGAACACGCGUCGCGAAGUUUCCAUGGACUGCAUGGGGUUAUUCAACAUUUCAACUGCAGCUUUUCUCCACGUGCUUAACAUUGCUUACACAGUGUUGACAUUUCUAAUCCAAAUGAGUUAAUUCUAAACCAUAACUUUAUUAUGCCGUAUAAGAAAUUAUUUGAAAGUUCAGCAAUUCAAGCUAAGUAUAAAACAUUGAUUUAGAACAAGGAGAGGUUAGAAUUCACAGUUAUAUCAAAUACGUAAUGUUCUAUACUGCAGUAGAGAGUCUCAUGGUUUUAUAUUA
Molecule: messenger RNA, 1242 nt
Organism: Aedes aegypti (yellow fever mosquito)
Lineage: Eukaryota; Metazoa; Arthropoda; Insecta; Diptera; Culicidae
Gene: Or114
Exons: 3
Coding region: 97-1077 (326 amino acids)
Biological process (GO): sensory perception of smell
Cellular component (GO): membrane
Molecular function (GO): odorant binding; olfactory receptor activity
Source: RefSeq, a predicted model, not a curated record